Messenger RNA from Hemicordylus capensis (graceful crag lizard), 2855 nucleotides. It is a transcript of the gene PFN2, whose product is annotated as profilin 2. The coding region runs from base 489 to 911 and encodes 140 amino acids. The record is from RefSeq and is a predicted model, not a curated record. Gene Ontology annotation, biological process: positive regulation of actin filament bundle assembly; actin cytoskeleton organization; regulation of actin filament polymerization. NCBI's taxonomy places the organism in Eukaryota, Metazoa, Chordata, Lepidosauria, Squamata, Cordylidae. Gene Ontology annotation, cellular component: cytoplasm. The transcript has 3 exons. Gene Ontology annotation, molecular function: actin binding.
CCUCCGCCCAGCCACAACGCCAGUAGCAGCAUCGGCAGCCUCAGCCGGCAGCGGAGGGAUUCUCUCCGGAGAAGUCGCGGCGGCCGCAGCAGCCAGCAAGCCAAGCCAGGGCGCCCGCCCGCACUCUUUCGCUGCUGCCCUCUUUCCCCGCGGCGGUGGUGGCCCUUUUUUUUUUUUUUUUUUUAAAGCUUCCUCACACACCGCCCGGUGCUCGCUGCGGGUCGGUGGGGCGCUGCCCAGUGGCCGAGUCGGCUUCGCCUUCCUGUGGGGCGCUGCCAUUAAAAAGCGGGCGGGCGGCCAUCGCGGCAGUCUCCUCAGGUGGGCCCACCCCCUUCCGCCGGUCCGUCCUCCGGGCAGAGCCUGUCCGCCGCGGGGCUGCUCGCCGCCGGCUGCUCACCCCCUUUCUUCCUCCCCUCGCCCGCCCUGCCUGUCGAGUCCCGGCUCUUCCCCCCCUUCCCCCUCGCUCCUCCGCCAGGCGCAAGCCGAAGAUGGCAGGCUGGCAGAGCUACGUGGAUAACCUGAUGUGCGAUGGCUGCUGCCAGGAGGCCGCCAUUGUCGGCUACUGUGACGCCAAGUACGUCUGGGCAGCGACGGCCGGGGGCAUCUUUCAGAGCAUUACGCCUGUAGAAAUAGAUAUGAUUGUAGGAAAAGACCGCGAGGGUUUCUUCACCAACGGUCUAACUCUUGGUGCGAAGAAGUGCUCUGUGAUCAGAGAUAGCCUCUAUGUGGAUGGUGACUGUACAAUGGACAUCAGGACAAAGAGCCAAGGUGGCGAACCGACAUAUAAUGUUGCUGUAGGCAGAGCUGGUCGAGUCUUGGUCUUUGUAAUGGGCAAAGAAGGGGUCCAUGGAGGCGGAUUGAAUAAGAAGGCAUACUCAAUGGCAAAAUACUUGAGAGACUCUGGGUUCUAGUUGCUAGGCAGACUGUUUAAGUAUUAGGGAAAAUUGCUAUUAAACUUUCCUGGCAGCAAGCUACACUGUGGAAACUUUAUUAGCAAUGCAGGGUGAUGGGGUAUGAACCUGUGUCUCCUUUGUAUCCCUCUGUUGGUGGGGAAAGGUGUUAUUCUUUCUUUAAUUCUGUUCAUCCUUGUUUCCUUGUGUACUCCAGCAUUGGUUAUGGUCAUGGGAAAGGAAAGGUGUCCAUGGAGGGACACUCAACAAGAAAGCUUAUGAACUGGCUUUAUACCUGAAGAGGUCUGAUAUCUAUGCAGCCUCUCCCCAUCCACAUAGCAACUGUCUUCAUUGCCACCCUGUUGUGUUCACAGUACUACCAGACUGUAGAUGGUGGUUUAUUUACACAUAUUUUCCUACUGUCAUGGCUCCAGUUACCCUCUUUGUUUGUAUGUUAAUCACUGUUGUGCCCAUGCUCCGUAUCUUGGCACCAUUUUAUUGCAACACAAAGAUGAUAUGCAUGAUACGUUGAAGCCUUGGGAGAGAAAUCAUGCCAAGUCCAGGCUUUGCUUUGUCUUAGCAAUUAGUGUGACACUGAGAACUAAACCAACCUAAACUAAAUAAGGUGCCGAUUGUACAAUCCAGAUUGAUCAAUGCCUCUUCAGCACUUUGAGCAUUUACACAGCUCAUUAGUCUUCCUUUUGUAGAGCAUGGUUGGGAGGGAAAAAGUGCAUGCAUAUCUCUACUUUCCUUCCCCCUUGUCCUCAUCUUUCAUCCACUCUUUUGUUUGCUUCCAUCUAUCUAUAUAUAAAUAUAUAUAUACUUUUUUUAAAAUACAGUGCCUGGUUUGUUUAACCAAUUUGCCGCUUGAAAGCUGUUACAAGUGUUGCUCUAGUUUUGUUGUUGCUCUUCUGUGUAGACUUGCAAACUCUUCAUGGUGUCUGAAGCACAUCCUGCUUUUACAAGGGUAACUGCAAAACUAUGAAAAGGUGCCGAUGCACUUCUCCCCUCACCGCCACCAUCACCAUCUUGAAUGAAUCCCCAGGGACAUUCCAUCACCGCAAUAGCUCAGGCACGUAACUUUUUUUUGCCAGCUCUGUUCUGUAGUUGAACUGUUAAAAAAAAAAAAAAAGGCUGCCAUCAUGGACUUUUAGAUAUCCCAGUGUAACCAUCUGGAGUGUGUCUGGUUUCAGUUUUUCAUAGGACCAAUUUUGAUUUGCAGCUUGGGGGUUUUUUAUAUGAAACUGCAGUGUCAUUGUAGACAAAACUACCAUCAGCUAUAUACUGGUAGCCUAGACUGACCUCAGACUGUCAGCUCAUUAACUGGUAAAUAAGACUUGCUGCUCUGAUACCAAUGUGUGUUUUGAGGGUUGGUAGUUGUAAGAUAAAACGGUCCAAACGGAUACCAUUUCAAAUCUAAUCUUCAUUUGGCCUGUCAUGCCCUUGCGGCAGAAAUUGUGGAGUAAACUGCCUUGUGCACUAGUCAUCUGAACCAUGUGUAACCAAAUUGUCAGUCUGAGCACGGUACUAACUUGUAUGUCCAUUUAAAAGAGAACUGCAGAACUCUGUAUACAAAAGAGAAAAUGAGAGAUGGUCUUGGUUGGAAUAACUGAGUUGGCUGUCUUGUGAUGAAUUUUUAAUAUGUAUUCUGUGCCAUACUAAUGUUUAAAAAAAAUGGAACUGUUGCUAUUGUGAGAUGGAUUUUAACAGACAAGAACGGUUUCUUCUGAAUGGCACUACUUUAGGGACACUCUAGUAUUUGCUUCUAUUGUUUGGGCCUUGUGGAUAAUGUACAGACUUAAAAACAAAUUCUUGUUGCUGAUUUGUCCAUUUCUUUCCCUGCACUUUGUUACAUCUGGGAUACAGUCUAACUCAUCUGAUUUAAUAUGCAUUUCAAAAAAUGCCAUAACUAUUAAACACCUUGUUUACAGACAGAUGAAAUAAAUUUAUUCCAACCAAAUGAAA